This is a messenger RNA of Metschnikowia bicuspidata var. bicuspidata NRRL YB-4993, 3050 nucleotides long. It is a transcript of the gene CDC54, whose product is annotated as MCM DNA helicase complex subunit. Gene Ontology annotation, molecular function: single-stranded DNA binding; ATP binding; single-stranded DNA helicase activity. The record is from RefSeq and is a predicted model, not a curated record. The transcript has a single exon. Gene Ontology annotation, biological process: double-strand break repair via break-induced replication; DNA strand elongation involved in DNA replication; mitotic DNA replication initiation. Gene Ontology annotation, cellular component: MCM complex; nucleus. Lineage: Eukaryota; Fungi; Ascomycota; Pichiomycetes; Serinales; Metschnikowiaceae. The coding region runs from base 246 to 2960 and encodes 904 amino acids.
UUCUUCUUCCACACGCAAUUCCCCACACAUUGCAAAACCGCUCCCAGCUACUGCCGCGCCAGUGAUCUUGUCUUUCCAGAAUCACCACCCCAUUUUUUUUUCUGGUUUUGCGCCCUCUGUUUGCGUUCAAAGGAACACGUGCUAGCCGCCCAAAACCCAGCGUUAGCCGCCGACCCGCCAGCGUCUGAACGGCCAAGCCACACACAAAAAAAAACACGCCAAGACACCAGCGACCACCACACGCCAUGUCGCUGUCCCCGGUCCGAAGCCUGGCGCAAAACACCGGUCCCGGCGACUCGCCGCUGUCACCUUCGCAGUCACAGUCUCAGUCACAGUCACAAUCACAGUCACAAACACAGCCCACCGUGCCCUCGUCGCCGCUUCUUUUUUUGUCCAGCUCGCUGAACCCGGGCUCCGACAUGCGCCCGUCCUCGCAGCGCCGUGAGGUGUCGUCGCCGCUCCACUACACGUCGCUGAGCCGCCACCCAACGUCAGACUUGGCGCGCCAGCGGUCGGACGGCGUGGUUUCGGGCGUGGACCGCAUCGUGCGGCGCCCCGUUCGCUCGGACUUGAACGCGGACGCGCUGUCCUCGCCGCGGCGCAGGCGCAUGUUCGACGACCGCCACCCGUCGUCGUCCCUUGGCGCGGGCGACCCGCUGCUGGACAGCUCGCAGCCACAGCUGGACAUGUACGGCCUGGACGAGCCCGUGCGCGUCAUCUGGGGCACCAACGUGUCGAUCCAGGAUUGCAGCAACGCGUUCCGCGACUUCUUGAUGCUGUUCAAGAUGAAGUACCGCCGCAUCCUCGACAACCAGCCUGUGGAGCCCGAGGACCUGGAGCUCUACUACGUGGGCCAGUUGAACGCCAUGAAGGACUUGGGCACCACAAACUUGAACUUGGACGCGGCCAACUUGCUUGCCUACGCGGCCACCAAGAAGUUGUACUACCAGCUCAUUAACUACCCGCAGGAGGUGAUCCCCAUCAUGGACCAGACAGUAAAGGACUGCCUCGUGUCGCUCUUCUCGGAUCCGGCCGCGGUGCCCGCGUCCAUCGACGACAUCGAGACCAACAUCUACACCAUCCGUCCGCACAACAUCAAUGCCGUGCGCAGGGGCAUGCGCGAGUUGAAUCCGAACGACAUCGACAAGUUGGUCAGCGUCAAGGGCCUUGUGUUGCGCGCCAGCGCCAUUGUCCCGGACAUGAAACAGGCGCUAUUCAAGUGCAGCGCCUGCGACCACACAGUCGCCGUGGAAAUCGACCGCGGAAUCAUCUCCGAGCCCACCAAGUGCCCACGCUUGGUGUGCUCGCAAAAGAACACCAUGAGCAUCAUCCACAACCGCUCGUCCUUUGCUGACAAGCAGGUGAUUAAAUUGCAGGAGACGCCGGACUUGGUUCCGGACGGACAGACCCCCCACUCGAUCAACUUGUGUGUAUACGACGAGUUAGUCGAUACGUGCAGGGCGGGAGACAGGAUCGAGGUGUGCGGAAUCUUCCGGUCCUUGCCAGUGAGAGUCAAUUCCCGCCAGCGGGCGUUGAAAAACUUGUACAAGACUUACUUGGACGUCGUCCACAUCAAGAAAAUCGAUGCCAAACGGCUCGCAGCUGAUGCUUCUACCGUCCAGCAGCAGGCUACUGAGACCCAGGAGGUCGAGCAAAUGCGUAAAUUGACUGCAGAUGACGUUGCCCGAGUGAAGGAAAUCUCACAGAGAGACGACUUGUAUGAGUUGUUGGCUCGCUCGUUGGCCCCAUCUAUCUAUGAGAUGGACGACGUGAAAAAGGGCAUCUUACUUCAGUUGUUUGGUGGAACCAACAAGCAGUUUCGCAAAGGCGGUCGCUACAGGGGUGACGUAAACAUCUUGCUUUGUGGAGAUCCCUCCACGUCGAAGUCGCAGAUAUUACAGUAUGUGCACAAGAUAGCACCCAGAGGUAUUUAUACUUCCGGUAAAGGUUCUUCUGCCGUUGGUUUGACGGCGUAUAUCACGCGAGAUGUCGACACAAAGCAGCUCGUCUUGGAGUCUGGUGCAUUGGUUCUUUCCGAUGGCGGCAUUUGUUGUAUCGAUGAAUUUGACAAGAUGAGUGACACAACGAGAUCGGUCUUGCACGAAGUGAUGGAACAGCAAACAAUCUCCAUCGCCAAAGCUGGUAUCAUCACCACUCUCAACGCCAGAACUUCGAUCUUGGCAUCUGCAAAUCCAAUCAAUUCUCGUUACGACCCCAACUUGCCCGUGACCUCCAAUAUUGACUUGCCUCCUCCAUUAUUAUCUCGUUUUGACCUCGUGUACUUGAUUCUCGAUCGUGUCAAUGAGUCCAUGGAUCGCCAAUUGGCCAGCCACAUUACCGAUAUGUACUUAGAAGAUGUGCCCAAUUCCGUGUCUGCGCACCUGAUUUUGCCAGUUAAUGAUUUGAGCACAUACAUCCAAUAUGCAAAGGAGAAUUGCAACCCGGUGAUCACAAACGAGAGCAAGAAUGAGUUAGUGAGAGCUUACGUGGAAAUGAGAAACCUCGGAGACGAUUUGCGGUCUUCCGAAAAAAGAAUCACCGCGACUACGAGACAGCUAGAGUCCAUGAUUCGGUUGUCAGAAGCACAUGCGAAAAUGCGUUUGAGUCCUCAUGUCGAGCUCAUUGACGUAAAGGAAGCCGUGCGCUUGAUCAAGUCUGCGAUCAAGGACUACGCCACAGACCCAAAGACGGGUAGAAUCGACAUGGACAUUGUACAAACCGGUACCACUGCAGCUCAAAGAAGAAUGCGCGAGGCUUUGGAUGUCGAAGUUCUUGCUGUGCUCGAGGGUGUUAAUGGAAAGAGAUUCAACGAAUUGGCCACUGCCGUAAACGAGAAGCUGAGUAUCAGAGUGGAAAAUCUGGAGCUUCUCGAAAGCUUGCGCAGAUUAAGUGAAGAAGGCAAGAUUCAAGAGACCGGUGAGUCCCAUCGGAAGUCCUACAAAAAGGUGGCCUUUGUUUAGUCCACUUAAUAAAACGUUAACUUGCGCUACAUAUUGUAUCAUACUUAUAUUCUAUUAUCAUAACUUAUCAUAUCCUCAGUCUAUUGCAUG